UUGGCACACAUGACGGUGGCGUGGGGCGAGCUGGACGCGCUGGUCGAUGAGAUUCUACGGCAGGCGGUCUUGGCCAAGGCUGCAUCAUCGGCGUUCCAGGGCAGAUCAAGCGACAGCAUGCGUCGAGGAGGCGCGAGGGUGAAGUCACUUGUCGAAGCGCUCAAUGCAUGCAAUGCGUCAAUUCAACAAGCGCUCGACUGGACGGACAAUGCCACAUGCAGCGGUGGUCUGCUACUGCAAUCGGAAGAAGAUGACCUCGUUGUGCUCGAACAGGACGUCGAACAACAAACGAACGUCCCUGCCCAAGUGAACAAGUCGUCACCGCUUGAACAGGGAGUGAUGCCGCGUCGACUCGUCCGAGCAAAUGCGGGCGUGUACGAGACAGACGACAUGUCGCCCCCCACGACACCGCACGCAUCUUCGCCCAAACGCAAUGCAUUCCCACCUAAAGUGGCGCUCGAGUCGGUCAACCACCUUCUAUUUGUCAUCCACGGGAUCGGUCCGCAUGCCGACUUCAAGGACGUUCACAGCGACUACUUUGCCGACAUCCCUUCGGACCAGCAACGCCGUGGCAAGAGCCAACUGCUCAAGGAACUGUUCCGUUCCACUCGCGACACCUACCUCUCGGCCGACAUUCCCUUGGCUCUCGAGAUCCAAACGAUCGAAUGGCAUGACGUGCUGCACACGGCUGCCGUCGACACCGCCUUCGAUCAGCUCGUCCCGGACGGCGCCAAUGCCCUUCGACACUUCAAUAAGAUGACGAUCAUGGACAUGCUGUACUAUGCGUCCCCGGCAUACGGCCAGCUCGUUGUGGACUCGGUGACAGCCCAAAUGAACUCCAAAUACAAACGAUUCCUUCACCACCACCCUGGCUGGAAUGGCCACGUAUCGAUCUUCGCCCAUUCGCUAGGGUCUGUCAUCGCCUACGACAUUCUGUCCCAUGAUGCAGGUGCCUUGUCCGCGACGGGGGUACAGUUUCCGGGACUCGAGUUCCCCGUCGAGAACUUCUUCGCUGCGGGGUCCCCCGUUCCAGUCAUGCUCUUGUCGCGAGGUCAAGUCGAGUUGACAGGAGAUGCCGACACCCCUUUGCUUCACGUGCGGUCGCGGCCUCGGUGCGCCCACUAUUUUAACUUUAUCCAUCCGUCGGACCCGAUCGCGUAUCGGAUGGAGCCUCUCCUCUGCGAAGGAGGCGCCUCGACACCGGCGUCGCUCUCUGCGAUCUUUGACCCCAAGAUCGUUCAUGGGAUUUCGUUCAGCGAUCUCUACUCUCGCUUCACGUCCACUACUCUCGCGACUUCCACUCAAGCCCCGACGUGCGUGGACUACUACCUCAAACAUCAAACCCGCGACGGCACCAGCCGCAUGAUGGAUGUUGCGUACGCCCCCGCGUCGCACAAGUCAUACUGGAUCUCGCAAGACGUGGUGCUGGCAGCCUUGUUGCAGCUCUGCCGCCCUGUCGGCGAGAUUCUCCGGCGAUACGACAUAGCACAAGUCCCCCGCCCUGAGCUGCGUCCACGCCGGCGAGUGUCCUUCACGCCCCACAAGAGCGUCCUGCUCGCCACGACCGCCCUCGCUCGUGACCGCAUCACAGGAACGUGGCACAAUCGUGUCGUUCUUCUGGCCAACAAGCAUGUGUACUCGGUGGCAUCUGUCAAGGACUUGGCCGUGACCAAGUCGUGGGCCGUCCCCUUGGCAUCCAACUCGACGACCGUCGUCCCUGUCGACAAUGUCGGGUUCAAAGUAGCGACCAGCACGGAUGCGAAAGGAACGGUCCUCCACGCACCGUCCAGAGACGACCGAGAUGCGUGGGUCGAUGCGAUACGGGCGCGCAUUGGCCACAAGACAAAAGCGGUCGUGAACUGCGACGGUCUCAUCACGAACCAGUCGGUCGAGUAUUUUGGGGCGGUGAAGACGAGCUUCCUGACGCAGGGGUGGUCGACAAAGUGGGUCGUCCUGACCAAGUCGCAUUUGACCGCAUACGAGUCCUGUCCCGCGGCCAUCUCGUGGUGGCAGUUCUCCGUGACGACGGUCGUCGUGGCCCCGUCCGUCGGACGCUUUCGCUUGGUCAGUCCGGACGGCACCGCUUUCACGUUCAAGAUUCAGGACAAACCCACGUUCGAAAUGUGGCUCCAAGCGGUGCAGGAACGAAAGCACUGCCACCUGUCGAUCGAACAGGACGAGUCGGUGCCUCGUGGUGCCGUCGUACCUUGAGUUGUCGAGACAUGUCGUACGCCAGGCGACUGCUCCAGAUGCUCCAUGCGUUUGUAGAUGUAGCCGUCAUGCGACAUGCAUGUGGUUGUUUUUAAGGACGUGCCGCCAACCACGCGAUAGUGCGCACUGGUGAAAUCGUGCCGUCUUUCAUCCAUGCCACGGGGUGUCCUUCCUUUCCGACCCGAUACAGUGCACACCUUCAUGCUGAACCGUCACGAUCGCGUCGGCACUGUCCACUCG
Aphanomyces invadans is the source of this 2451-nucleotide messenger RNA. RefSeq lists its product as hypothetical. The transcript is spliced from 5 exons. Gene Ontology annotation, cellular component: cytoplasm. The coding region runs from base 10 to 2211 and encodes 733 amino acids. Gene Ontology annotation, molecular function: metal ion binding; glycerophospholipase activity. The record is from RefSeq and is a predicted model, not a curated record. NCBI's taxonomy places the organism in Eukaryota, Oomycota, Saprolegniomycetes, Saprolegniales, Verrucalvaceae.